Molecule: messenger RNA, 1008 nt
Organism: Ascochyta rabiei
Lineage: Eukaryota; Fungi; Ascomycota; Dothideomycetes; Pleosporales; Didymellaceae
Exons: 2
Coding region: 1-1008 (335 amino acids)
Source: RefSeq, a predicted model, not a curated record
AUGCGUUUUAUCUCGUUUUCCAUCGCCGCUGCUACCGCAUUCUUUACGCUUGCCUCCGCGACACCCAUGCAUGGCGAGAAGCGUCAAACCAGCUAUGUCGGGUAUCUUAUCUCCACGUUCUCGGACGUGAAUCCCAAGCUGCAAUGGUACUUGUCAAACGGAAACUCCCCAACCAGCUUCACCAAAUUGAACAAAGGUAACCCUGUUCUGACCUCAACGGUUGGUACGAAAGCUGUUCGUGAUGUGUUCUUAGCAUCAAACGGUGCCCGUACGCAGCACUACAUGAUUGCCACAGAUCUGGACAUUAACGCGUCUGGCUUCUCAUGGGAUAAAGCAACCCGCACGGGUAGCCGGGGUAUCGUCGUCUGGAAAUCGAAGGACCUAGUCAACUGGUCUUCAGCCAGCCUGAAGUCGGUCGAAGGUGCCACAGCUGGCAUGGUGUGGGCCCCCUCUGCAGUCUGGGACGACACCACGCAGCAGUUCUAUGUUUUCUGGGCAUCGCGCCUGUACGCCUCCUCAGACACCGCUCAUACCGGUACUGCAGGUCUUGAUCGUAUUCGCUACGCCACGACGAAGGAUUUCAACACAUUCAGCGUGCCUAAAGACUACGUUGCGCCUUCUGAUACCCCGGUCAUCGACCAAGAGUUCCAGUACCUCGGGCAGAAAGGCCACUUCACGCGCUUUAUCAAGAAUGAAACCGCACUACAAGUCUACCAGGAGAACACUACCGGCGGACUUUUUGGCACAUGGGAGAGAGUGCCGGGGUACGUCACCUCAGGAAGUCCUUGGGAGGGUACGGCCUCUUUCGCGGAUAACACUGUUGCUGGAAAGUUCCACAUUCUGCUUGAUAACUAUGUUCAAUAUGCGCCCUUCGAAACAACGAAUAUCAACGGUGGAAAUUGGACUGCGUCAAGCACUUCCGGCUUCCCCACUGGGUUGAAGCAUGGAUCCGUUACGCAGCUGACGCAGAAAGAGUACGAUGCAGUAAAAGCAAAGUAUCCUGCUUAA